This is a messenger RNA of Pristis pectinata (smalltooth sawfish), 2006 nucleotides long. RefSeq names its product opa interacting protein 5 (gene oip5). Gene Ontology annotation, biological process: CENP-A containing chromatin assembly; chromosome segregation. The transcript is spliced from 6 exons. Lineage: Eukaryota; Metazoa; Chordata; Chondrichthyes; Rhinopristiformes; Pristidae. The coding region runs from base 63 to 686 and encodes 207 amino acids. Gene Ontology annotation, cellular component: nucleus; chromatin; chromosome, centromeric region. The record is from RefSeq and is a predicted model, not a curated record.
CGGAAGGCCGCGCCUUGGAAUGAUGCGCAUGCGCGGAGGGAGGGAAACAAUGGAGCCGGGUCAUGUGGGCCGCGGGUGGUUUUUUUGAAUGGUGCGGCGGCGGGAGCGCGGUAACGGCUGUUGGCGGUGAGAUGGAUAAGGUGGUGAUUGGAUCCCUGAAAGUGAAGGACUGUGUGAUAUUCCAAUGCAAGAAGUGCCACACUGUAUUGGGAGAUUCUCUGCAGUGCUGUGGUUCCAACACAACGCUCAAUGUGCUGAUGUGUUUAAGGGUGACUGAGAAUGUGACAUUGGAUCCUACUAUUUUAAUAGGAUGUGGAGGGCCCCUGUCUGAAUGUCUUUACAAGCCCUUGUACUGCAGCUUCUGUAGAGCCAAUGUGGGUGUUGUUCCUUUCUCUACAACGGAUAUGUUGUCUCACCUGCGUGGACUGUACUGUUUGGACAAAGAAAUGUUGCACUGCUACAUGUUGCAGAGCAAUUCUGUCGUGGAAGCCUCUGCCCUGAACCUUGAACCACAGAGCUUAACCCAGCACAUAGGAGAGUUGAAAAGGCAGAUUGUGGUGGCUCACUGUCGCCUGAUGGCUGCAACGAAGAUGCUGGAUGAAUUGAUUGGAGAGGAGAGUGGGCUUGGGACUAGCACCCUUGACCUAGAACAUAAGUCCAAACUAGAGAAGAACUGCAGGAUUUAAGGUUUUGCUUCAAUUUGGACUACGAGAAGUAAUGCCACUGUUAAUCAAGUCAGUCUUGGAUGAAGCUUUUGACAGUAUUGGAAAGGAAAUUUCACCUUUUCCGAAGGAAUUCUGGCCUUACUGGGUCAAAGCCCAGCUAAUGGAGGAAGCAGCACUACAUUUUAAUCGCAUGUGAGCCCCUUCCCCCAUGGUUGUGAGAUCUGGGUUGUAUAACUUGCUCUCUGAUUGUGAAUUGUAAUAUGCCCACACAGACCAAAUACCCUGCCAGAUCAAACCCACUGUAAUGAUACUUGCCAUCCAACAUUCAGAACUGAAGCACACCCUUUCACUGUUCACUUGGUUUGAUCAAGUCCACAUCAGUCAAUCUAAACUACCUAGGACUGUAACACAUGUAUAAUACACAGCAGUCCUAAUAAUGCUCAGAUCUGCUGUCUGGUAUUUAGCUAUAAUGUACCCGCACAGAUGUUGGUUGGCAAUUAUGUUCAUCAUGUAGUUAAAUUGUAAAUAGGAUGGCUAAUUCUCUAUUCCAUUACCAGUGUGUAAUGCAGUUCUAGUAUAAUCAUUGAUUAAAAUAUUUGGCCAAACUCUCAACCCAUUUGGUUGGAUUGUGUUUAUAUGACAUGACAGUUUGAUUGAUUAGAGUUUCUGAAAGGCACUUCCUGAAUUAUUAAAUCCCAGAAGCAGCUAGUGCCCUAAACUGACUUUAGCUUUAAGAAUUGGAGGGCUAUGGCUUACCACUUGCUCCUUAUUAACACUUUCAAAUACUGGGGUGGUGAUCCACUUGGAACAUUGAUCAAAAAAACACGAAUGCUAUUUACAUGUAUGACAGCAUUAACCUUUCACACCACUGUUGGAAGUGUGGGUGAAUAUUAUUAGGUGCAGCCUAACCUUUGAUAUCAUCUAAUACUUGGUACCAUUUGGACUGAAUUGGUGACCAAACAGAAUUCCAUUGUCUCAGAUUACGUUCCAACAGUGAAGUUUCAUGCUUUAUUUAAUUUUGUUCAAAUUAGUGAACUAACUGCUUCAAGAAUUUUGAUCUGGUUUGAAUUACAAUAUAUUACAGUAAACAAGCCAUGUAGUAAAUGGUUUGGAGCAAAUUCAGUGCUCUUGUGUAUUUUCUGUCUCGUUCUUCGUGCUUUUGACAUGUUUUUUGGAAUAAAUGGAUAAGGCCUGUUUGAUUCAUUAACAGAAUUUAUAAUAUUAAACUAAGUUUCUGUUAUUCUAUGUCUAUUUGUACUCAUGAUCUCAAGUCACGAGGAGUCAUUUUCUACUGUUAAUUAGAUUGACUAUGUGAUAUUAAACAUGCAUUUAAUAGAGUUC